UGAACUGCCAGGGUGGCUGCAGUAGCAGAGCAGGUUUUGGUGGAUGCUCCAAACGCCAAAGUGCCACUCCUCCAUCAUACACUCCUCCAUCAUACACUCCUCUGUCACACACUCCUCUGUCACAACACAGCGAGGAUCUGCAGGGUGAAGACAGGAUUCAGCUAAUCUUCAACAAUGGCUCAACAGCUGACCAACUGGAACAGUGGCCUCUACAGCUGCUGCGACAACAUGAGCUCCUGUUGCUAUGGUUUCUGGUGCUGUCCGUGCAUGGCGUGCUCUGUGGCCGGGAGCUUUGGAGAGAAUCGCUGCCUUCCUCUGUGUGACAUAUUCAGUCCUGCCAUCACUGCCUCGUGCGGGCUCCCCCUGUGUGUGCCUCCCGCCGCUCUGGCCCUCAGGGUCGCCGUCCGCCACAGAUACGGCAUCAAGGGGAGUCUGUGCAAAGACAUCUGCACGUCUUGCUUCUGCGAGUGGUGUUCAUACUGCCAGAUGCACCGGGAGCUCAAAUACCGCAAGAAACAUCACAACAACGUGGUCAACAUGCAGCCCUAAGUAGAUGCCCAGUGUUUCUGCCAAAGUGGACAGGGCUAGAUGCUGUUACUAUUGUGUUACUGAGCUGCAGACAAUGACUAGAAUGUCCAAACAUAAUGGAUAAAAACGCAUUGUAUUAGAAUGUAUGAAGUCAUAUUUCUGUAUAUGUAAAAUGUACUUCAUAUCAAUUGUUUUCUUCUGUUAAACUUUUUGAGAGAUUAAUCCUAUGGAAUCACAUAAAGAAGAUAAAACUUCAUGAACCCU
This is a messenger RNA of Periophthalmus magnuspinnatus, 792 nucleotides long. RefSeq names its product cornifelin homolog A-like. NCBI's taxonomy places the organism in Eukaryota, Metazoa, Chordata, Actinopteri, Gobiiformes, Gobiidae. The record is from RefSeq and is a predicted model, not a curated record. The coding region runs from base 175 to 549 and encodes 124 amino acids. The transcript is spliced from 4 exons.